This is a messenger RNA of Castor canadensis (American beaver), 1384 nucleotides long. The record is from RefSeq and is a predicted model, not a curated record. Lineage: Eukaryota; Metazoa; Chordata; Mammalia; Rodentia; Castoridae.
UAUGCUGAAAUUAGAAGGGAAAAUGAUGAAUGGCCUUCGUAAUCUUGGAAUCAGUGGAGAAGAUAUGAGAAAAUUCUUAAGAUUGAAUUCACAUGCUCAGGAACACACAUAUGUGUUAGACAUCCGGCAUAGUUCCAUAGUGUGGAUUAAUGACUUAGAAAAUGAUGGUUUAUAUGUUACAUGGCCUACAAGUUGCCAGGAACUUCUGAAGUCAGUAUUCCCUGAAAUUAUACCUUCUAUAAGACGUAAUUUUCAUAAUUUGGUUCUGUUUGUUGACCCUGCUCAAGAAUAUACCUUGGAAUUGAUAAGACUUGCUGAACUUUUCUAUUAUCAUAAAUAUCCUCUUAGAAUUGGUUUUGUGUUCAUUCUUAAUACAGAUAAUGAAGUUGAUGGAACAAAUGAUGCUGGAGUUGCACUUUGGCGAGCUUUCAACUAUAUUGCAGAAGAAUAUGAUGUAUCAGAAGCAUUUAUUUCCACAGUACAUAUGUACCAAAAAGUGAAGGAUCAAAAUAUGCUCACUGUGGACAAUGUGAAGAGUGUUCUCCAAAAUAAAUUUCCUCAUACUAACACUUGGGAUAUUUUGGGAACUCAUUCCAAAUAUGAUAAAGAAAGAAAGGCUUUCAGUGUCACUCUCUUAACAGAAGCAUUCUCUGAUCCUUUCCUCUUCACACUCAAGCUUGUUUAGAUGUUUCUUUUAUGGCCCUUGGAACCUCAUACAUACAAAAUCUAUUUGUAAGUAUGUGAGCUAUCCCCCAAAAAGAAAACUUUCAGCUCUGUAUUCAGUGUGCUUAAUGCUGGUGACAUGAUUCAGUCAGUGCUUUUGAAUAAAUGAAUACAGAAGUAAAAUAAGUCAUGCAGAUAAAUGUUUUUAAGUAAAUGUCUUACUCUGUAUUAAGGGUCAGCAAGACAAUACACUGCUUGUUUUUCUGGAUAAAGUAUUUGUGGGACACAGCCUUGCUCAUUUGUUCAUGUGUUGUCUAUGUCUGCUUUUGUACUAUAACAUCAGAGGUAAGUCAUUGCAGCAGAGACUGGGUGACUCACAAGCCUAAAAUAUUUACAGUCUAGCCCUUUACAGAAAAAGUAUCCUGACUCCUGCUCUAUGUAGGUAAGUUAUUUUUCUUUACAUACUGUUUGGGAAGCACAGAUAAAAUCAGCAAAAUUAACAUUUUUUUCUAUUCCAUAUGAAAUGUGGGAGUGUCCCUUUUUCAUACACAUUUCUUUUUCAAAUGGCCAUAUUUUGUUUGACACUGAUAUUUUUAAAUGAAUAGGCUGGAGCAAGCUUUUAUAAGAUGACUGGCUUAGGUCCUCUGCCUCAAGUUCUUUACAAUGGUGAACCCUUUAACCUUGAAGAGAUGAAAAUUAAAGAACUAGAAUUGGCUAUUCU